Molecule: messenger RNA, 1097 nt
Organism: Hibiscus syriacus
Lineage: Eukaryota; Viridiplantae; Streptophyta; Magnoliopsida; Malvales; Malvaceae
Product: dormancy-associated protein homolog 4-like
Exons: 3
Coding region: 277-654 (125 amino acids)
Source: RefSeq, a predicted model, not a curated record
CCCUAAUCCACCAUUUGUAAUGAGAAUAAAGAAACAAGAAACUCUUUCAACAAUAUCCCCACUACCUCGCCAAAUCUUUCCCUUCAUUCGUUUCCUCCCCUCUCUUAGUAACAGUCGUUUCUCUGCCGUAUCACAAAAACAAAUAUAUAUAACAAGAAGAAGAAAAACAUAUAUAUAUAUAUAUAUACACACACACAUAUACACGAGUAUAUCGUUUGUUUGUUUGAUUGACGGCUUUUUAACGGGUGUUACGUUAUAGAGAAGAAGAGUUUGACCAUGGGAAUCCUAGACAAACUUUGGGACGAAACGCUUGCCGGGCCUAUGCCAGAAACCGGCCUCGGAAAACUACGAAAGUACAAUUCAUUUUCAGCCACAGGAUCAUCGUCUACUCCUGUUGAUACUAGCAAGGUGAUGAUAACCAGGAGCAUUACCAUUCUUAAGAGCAACUCUGGUUUGAGAAACAUAUCUGUGGAGCCGGGUUCAGUUCCCGACUCUCCUUCCGGGUCUAGCAACCCUGGGACACCUUUGUCACCUGGGACACCAUCUGGGGAUUUCAGGAGAUUCACGAGAAGAAAAUCGCCCACAGUCCAACGAGAUGAACCCAUAAGUCCGACUGUUUACGAUUGGAUUGUGAUGAGUGCUUUGGACCGUUAAGAGAGAAAAUCGGCGACUUUUCUUUUGGAGGAUCGACAGAUGAAAGAAACUUUUUGUAUAUAUAUAUAUAUAUAUAAAACUUCUGUUGAAGUUUCACUAUAUAUCUUUAUGCAUAUAUAUAAUAACUAAUAAUUAUGAUGAUAAUAAUCAAGAACAAGAGGAUUGGAUGAUUUGAAGGAAGCCCGAUCGAGAAAUUAUGGCCGCAAUUCUAGGAGUUUCCGAAGGGAAGAGAUGACAGACAUAGUAACUUGUUUUGUACAAUAAUCUCACUUGGUUCUCUUUUGUAUUUUUACUUUUUCUCAUGUACAUAUGAUUUUGUGUGUGGUUUACUUUGUCUCUGUGUUUUAUCUGUACAUAUGAGUCUCUGUAUAUUUUCAUCCUCCUGUAAAGAAACUCACUCGUUUGCAGUUUGCAAAUAUAUAAAUAAUAUACAAAUUUUAGCA